UGUCCAAAUGUAUCGCUAGAACCGAAGUGCACAUUUUACGUUUAUUUAUACCCAGCUAGCCCUUAAAUUCUGGUUUCUGAAAAACUCGUCCCUUCAAAGCACUUUUUGCGAUCGGGCCGUGGAGCUCUGCAGGGCAAUUAUACAGAGAACAGUUGGUCCUUAUACAUGUGAAGAGUACAGGGGAAAGGAUAUGCCGAGCCAUGUGGGUUUGAAACCACGACCUUCCGCUCAUAAAGCGAAACCUGUAACCAUUAGACCACAGGAGCUCGGCCUCCUGCCAAACAGUAACGAGAGGCUCAACUUCUAACCACUUUCCCUCAACACAAAAAACUUCUCACCUUAUCAACUGAAACAUUCCUUCAGGUGCCGAUCCGCAGAAAAUCUUCCUGGAUUUUAAUUUAUUCACUCACACAACACAUUCUAUCACCUUUUGCACUUGCACUCAAACAACACACAUAAUCAUAAAAAAAAACUUCACGAACUGAGCGGCUCAAACAGGAUCGAACACGACACAGGACGUUGCUUUGUUUUGUUCUCGAACUGAUGAUCUGUCAAAAAUCCAUGCUGCCGGUUCCAGCUAGUUUUUUUUUUUGGUAAUUGUGCUGAAACACCAUUAUUUUUGGUAAAAUCUCUCCUGUCAUUUUGGUUUGGGCUGUCAGUUUUGGAAAGCAAAUCAGCAAUCAGGGUUAGCUAUUUCACCAAUCCCAGAUUGGUAAAUUUAGCUGAAAUUUUAGCUGAUUCAACCGAAAAAAAAUGAAGCUGGAGGGCGCUAAGAUGACCGAGUGGCACGAGAAUCUGGUUAGCGGGGAAUUUCUAGCGCAAGGAGCAGAUCCUGUUGUCGCACGAUAUGCAGACCAAUCGGGUGAUAUAAGAAAAGUCCGAACUGCUAGACGGACCAAGGUCGCGCACUUGCCACAUGAUGGUGUACGACUCGAAGAACUCACAGAUCUUCAUAAUCGGAACCUAGACGCGGUAUCGUGCAACGAGGAGAACAUCAACAGCGACUUUCACUUGUACAACACGGCCAGCAAAACGUGGUUCCUGAUCUGCCGGGACACGGCCCAGGUUGGCACACCACCAGAUUUUAAUCGACGUGGACAAGCAGACGAUCAACGCGUUUGGCGGUCGGAUCCUGGAACCGAAAAAUGAGAAGGAAUCCACCGUCGACUACAAGUACUCGGGCCUGUUCACAUUAGCACCAACACGGGGAACCACAUCCUGCUCGACUGUGAAUCAACAUCUGUCUUCGAGUACAGAGCAUCGGCUGGAUGACUUCCAGCUGAAAAAAAACCCUACCCGUGGCAACAUGCUGAGUAAGAGAUCGUUCAGACGGACCCGCUAGCGGCCAUCCGGCAUCUGUGAACCAAAAUAUACGCCCCACAAUGAACCGGCCCAGCACAAAAAUUUCUAUAAGCUGGCCUCGUUCUUGUUGAACUCGAACGCCACGGCGGACAUCGGAUCAGAUCUCAAUAGCCUGGCGGAGACGGCCAAUAUAAUCCAACGGAGACAACGCCAAAUGAUGCACAAAUCGCAUAAGUGACCACCGGCUCAUCCAACAUUAGCUUUCUGGGCAGCGAGUGUUCGCAGAUGGCCAGGGCCAUUCCCUCGACCUCGGCCGCCAGCGUACCUACGUCUUCAAACUGCUCGUCCUCCCGCAAAGCCAACGACCAACUGUUUGAUUUUUUCAAGCCGUUUUUGUCGCUAUCGAAUAAACUACUUAAAACACCCCAACUUCCCCUCCCCGUCAAAUUAAAUAAACUAUAUCUGUUUCCUGUUCCUUGUUCAUCUCUUUUGUAAUCUCAGCAGAACUUUAUUAUUGUGGGUUAAAAUCUUUAUCCGAGUACAAUUCUGAAAAUAUCCGCCAUCAAAGCCCUUUCUGUUGCCAUGACGGAAAAGGUGCUGAUGUUUGCAUUUGGAUUGGUCAUCGACUAUGGUCGUACAAACACUUGCGGUGCCUGGUGAAGCUGGACCUGGCGUUCCGGAGACGCUUCCGGAGGAGAAGCUCCGAUCCGACGGGUUUAGUUUAAGGGGUGUGUGCUGGUGGAAUCACGGGAGAAGAUGCAUUCAGAGGAGUUCAUCGAAAGGUUGACUUCGGUCCACCUGGAUCCGGUUGACAAUGCUACGAUUAUGGAACUACCAGUUCGGUAGCAAGAACCAGCAGUUUAGACAGAACCACCGGAUGCAUCAUCCUGCAGGAAACAUGUCAGUUGUGGUUAUCCUCGCCGGAUUGAGCAGCUAAAAUACGCCAGCAGAAAAACCUUUUCUCAGCAUCGUUUUCACCUAUCAUGUUGUAUUUUUUUACCCGCGCCCCAUAGCAACUUAGGGAUCGGCAGCCAAAGCCGCUAACCACCGCGCCACGAGGCCCUCCAAAAAUACAUACUUGCAUACAGCAA
This is a messenger RNA of Culex quinquefasciatus (southern house mosquito), 2393 nucleotides long. RefSeq lists its product as uncharacterized. The coding region runs from base 754 to 1149 and encodes 131 amino acids. The transcript has 2 exons. NCBI's taxonomy places the organism in Eukaryota, Metazoa, Arthropoda, Insecta, Diptera, Culicidae. The record is from RefSeq and is a predicted model, not a curated record.